This is a messenger RNA of Westerdykella ornata, 2503 nucleotides long. RefSeq lists its product as uncharacterized. Bases 157 to 2379 code for a protein of 740 amino acids. Gene Ontology annotation, biological process: regulation of DNA-templated transcription. The transcript is spliced from 11 exons. The record is from RefSeq and is a predicted model, not a curated record. Gene Ontology annotation, molecular function: DNA-binding transcription factor activity, RNA polymerase II-specific; zinc ion binding. Lineage: Eukaryota; Fungi; Ascomycota; Dothideomycetes; Pleosporales; Sporormiaceae.
CGCGGGCUCCGCGGGCUUCUGAAAGUCCGAGAGUGCAGGUUCUCUCCGUCACGAUCUGUACACUCUCCAAUCCACCAACAAGAACAUCGUGAAUGCAUACCCCCCAAAAAAGCUUCGGCAAUAGCUCUGGAACUCCAGGAAGACACUCUGAGUGGUAUGAAGCUUGCUUGUUUGAGAUGCAAACGCAAGAAGAUCAAAUGUGACAAGGGCGAUCCUAUUUGCCAUCAAUGUAUUACCGCCAGCACUGAAUGUGUAUAUGCCCAACGCCAGAAAAGACCGCGAUUGUCACAGAAGCAGGAUGUUCGAGAGUUGAGUAGAAGAAUCGAGUCCCUUGAGCAACAUCUUCACGGUGCAGAAUCUCAGACUCCUCCCUCCGCUCAUGCUACGUGCAUAUCCGCCGACACAACAGCUGAUGCCCCGACGACUUCCUCCCCCUCUGACGCAGUGGCAAGAGAAACGGGAAAAGAGUCAUGGAUCUACCGUCUGGCCAGCGACACCAGACAGAGAUUUGAGGAAGUAAACACGCACCAUCAUAGCACACCUGUCGAUACACCCGAGUCGUCGAGCGUAGAUGAUGCCAUUGUUGGCCUCAAAGAAGCCCUAAGUGACUUGGAAAAAGUCAGGCUCCAGCCUGAUGAGGGUGCUCCGCGAGCUCCUGACCUGGUUCUCACGCCAGAGGAAUCAAAGAGAUGUGUCAAAGUCUUCAGAGAGAUGAUAAACACAAUGUGGAUACCGGACCUAUUACCUGAGAUGUUAAUCUCUAGCUUGGACCUGGACCUGCUCGAAGUUCUUCCUGAUCUGCUCAACUCGCCCUACGUCAGCGUGGAUCCUGCAAUGCGGGUUGUCUAUUACAAUGCGCUUUUCUUCGGCUUUCACAGACUGCGUGGGCCAGGGAACAAAUUCUCGAAGCUGGCAUACUUCAAGGUUUUGGAAGCAGUGCCGGAAUGGUUGAGCAAGGCUAGUGGCACAGAACUAGACGCACUUUGUGCUACUGUUACGUCAUGGAUCGCAGUGAACAACUUCGACUAUCAGCUCUCCUGGAAGUUUCACUGCCGAGCCUGCCAUUUCAUCAAACAGAAAGGCGUAGACAGACUUGAUGCCUUCCCCAGCCGCUCCAAUGAGGAGGAGGAAAGGCGGCAGAGCCUCCGUCACUUAUACUGGUUCGUCCUUCCUACGGAUCUGCUCUUCCGCCUGUUUUAUGGCAAACCUGCGUCCCUUCACUGGAAGAUCGGCAAAGUCUUACCUCCAUCACUGUUCACCACGAAGAGCAUGAAUCCGUCCGCAGCCCAAACAACGGUUGUUGUCAUAUGGAUUCGGUACGCGACCAUGACGGCUGGGAUUUUCGAUGUCUUGGACGAGUGUCCGGACGGGCACUACGGUGCUGAUAUCCUCCGCCAGGUGGACGCGUACUGUUCGCAACUGGAGGCCCUAGUCGCAGAAUGGAAUCUUAUGGAUCUCAUGAAGUCCACAAACACCUCCACACCCCUCUCCUGGCUGUACGGCGACCACCUCAUGGUCGUCUACGCCAGCAUCGUCAGCAUCCGCCGCCUGACGCGCAACCCGCACUCCUCGGUCCCCCUCGUCGACACCACCACUCUCCGGGCCGCCCGCACCGUCAUCUCCAUCAUUCUGCACUUCAACCCAACCGCCGCUCCACCCGCUCCAGAUGAGAAUUACUUCCUCUUCUUCCACUUCAUCACGCUGUAUCCUUUCUGCGCCGUCUUCACUCUCUACGAGCACGUGCUGGCGUCCGCGGAGCCGGACGACUGCGAGGAAGACCUCAGAGCAUUGGAGAGUGUCGGCGAGGUCAUGAGCCGGGCGUGCGAAGCCAACGCGGAUUUUGGACCCUUGGCGAACAUUGUCAAGGCGUUGAAUCGUGUGUCGAGGGCUAUGCAGGAGGUGAAGAGGAAUAGGAGGGCACAGGCGCAGAAGCCAACAGCGGGGCCAACAGACGGUCACCUCGGUGUGAAUACUCCUCGAACCGGGCACUCGGACGUGACUACCGCCACCUCACUGUCGACGGAACAACACCUAGCAGACGCGUUCAGCAGGUCCAACAGCGCCCCUGAACACCAAAUUCCACCCCUUCACUUCUUCCCCCGCCCUACCAACAACCUCCUCUCCCUUUCUCCCCCACAUCAUUGGCCCAACUCCCCCAACAACCGCUCGACUUCGUCCGCGCACUGGAAAACGACUUCAUGGGCCGAAGCUGGCACGAAGAGUGGUGGGAAUGGGAUUUCGACCUGGGCAUUGACGGCAGUAAUGGCGCUACUGGUACUGGGACUGGUACGCUCGGUGGGAAUGAAGAUAGGUAGUGUGUGUGGGAUGGAGGGGUCUGAGCGAGUGAGGAGAAGAGAAAUAGCAAUGGAUCCACAUUGACAGAGAGCAUAGCUCGCUCCCUUUUGCAUACAAAUAAGUAGAAUAAAAAGUAAAGAGAAGGGCCGGAUAGACUUCAAGAUACCGCCCUUUAUAUCCUACAAUAUCUUCAGAAGAAGCUCGAAUG